AGUGAGGAUGUUGAGAGUUAAAUUGGAUCAGAAACAUCUUACAAAAAAAAAAAAAUAAAAAAAUCAAGAGUAACUUACUGUUUUCUGUUUCUUGUCAGGUGCCAGUAAUGUAAAGCCACUGGAUGGUGUGAAAAUUCUUGAUUUAACAAGAGUGCUUGCAGGGCCCUUUGCCACAAUGAAUUUAGGAGAUCUAGGGGCUGAAGUUAUCAAAGUGGAAAGACCAGGAACUGGUGAUGACACAAGAGCCUGGGGCCCACCUUUUGUUGGAACAGAAAGUGUUUAUUUUCUCAGCGUCAAUAGAAAUAAAAAGAGUAUAGCUAUCAAUAUGAAGAAUUCAAGAGGAGCAAAGUUGAUCAGGGAGCUUGCAGCUGUAUCUGAUGUUUUCGUGGAAAACUACGUCCCUGGGAAACUGGCUGAAAUUGGCCUAGGGUAUGAAGACAUUGAAAAGAUUGCUCCUCACAUAGUAUACUGUUCAAUAACAGGUUAUGGACAGACUGGUCCAAUGGUUCAGAGAGGUGGAUAUGACUCCAUUGCAGCUGCCAUUUCUGGUCUCACACAUAUCACAGGGCACGAGGUUGCAUGUCUUACUCAUGUAGCAGCUAAUUACCUGAACUGCAAAAUUGAAGCUAAACGCUGGGGUACAGCUCAUGGCAGUAUUGUUCCAUAUCAGGAUCUGUCUGCAGAUCACUGGGCAGUGUCAUGUAGUAAUACGAGCUGGCAUCAAUUCUUAGAGCAAGAAACAGUCACAGAAAGACAGCCAUGGAUGGGGCUACCCCUUCUCCGUGCUUUUAAGACCAAGGAUGGUUACAUCGUGGUGGGAGCUGGAAAUGAUCAGCAAUUUGUCACUGUGUGCCAGAUUCUGAAUCUAUUUGAAGUCAUUAAGGAUUCCAGAUACAAAACUAAUGAGCUGAGAGUCCAGAACAGAAAAGAACUUAUUGACAUAUUGUCAACUCGGUUUUCAGAAAAAACAACUGUCGAGUGGUUGCAGCUCUUUGAAGGUAGUGGAGUUCCAUACGGUCCAAUCAACAACAUGCAGCAGGUAUUCUCGGAGCCUCAGGUGCUGCACAAUGGACUUGUGAUGGAAAUGGAUCACCCAACAGCUGGGAGGAUAGCUGUUCCAGAGCAAGCCAUUUUCCUCCUUGGCACUUCAGAUAAUUCUUCUUCACUGGACUGGAACCGAAGCCUUUCAGAAACAGCUUUUACUCCCAGUGACAAGACAGAAAUCUCCUGCUCUAGAAGCACCAAAGACUGUUGUGUUCAUCUGGGAUGCCGGCCACUCAAUGAAUUUCUCUUUAGCAAAGCAGAGAGUUUCCCAGAAGAGAAAUUCUGAGAAUCUUGCUUGAGAAUGUCCAAGUGGUCAGAAUAACUACCUGGCACGUGAAGCCUGUUGUUAUAUCUCUGGUCUGAAUGAGGAAACCCCCACUUAGGCCAGGUCCUGUGUAUCCUCCUGAGGUGCUCCCCUGUGUGAGAAUCUGUAGAGUGAGCCUCUGGUCAUACCAAAACUGUUGUUCUUCUAUGUGUUUUUGUAAGGGGACAAUUCAACAAACUGGUAAUGCUUGUGAAUGCCUCUUUUACACAAAUGACCUCUGCCAUCUCUACAUUUUUCUCAGGUUUUCUACCGUAUUACUGUAGUAGUGUUAUACACAAAGCUACAGAAAAUGUUAUCUUCGAUGCUUCUGUUUUUUAAGUAAAACUUUUAAGAGUUUCUCCACUGUUUUUUUUUUUUUUUUCCUUGUGGAUCAGAUAAUGGAACUGCCUUUUUGUUCAGGACAUUGUGUUUGCUUGAAUGAGAAGAUACGGUGACCAGAAAAAGGAAAUUUUACCUCUUAGGGAUCAUAAAACUGCAUGGGCUCUCUGGGAAACAAGCUGCUGUGUUAGAAAAGCAGUGCAGAAGGUGAGGUAGAAAAACACUUUUAAAAGAGCCAAAAAAACCCAACCCAACUCUCUGCUGAUCUUAUAGAGAAAGAAGGAAAGUAUCCUUUGCGAAACAUAGCAGCAUAAAGAGAAAACAUGGUGAUAGGUAAGUUUGGGUGGUGCUUGCCACUCUGAAGUAACUUCUUGCCAACAGUCUCUUAACCUGUGAUAUCCAUAACCCUAAGGCCACUGAAUGGGACCUGAGCAGCUCCUUGAGCUGCCUGUCAUCCUAGUGAUGAUGAUGUGUAGGGGAAAAGCAUUUGGUGUGAUCUUCCCAACUAAGGUCUUGCUCCUAGUGUGAAGGUUCUUCAGAUCUGAAUCUAAGCACUGGAAGAGUCUAGAUCCCAGGGAAUGUUACAGUCUGUAACUGCCUAUACCAAAUAUACCAGGUGAGUUUAAGGCUUGGGCUUUGCCUGGCUCUGAGUUUUUAAUAAUAAAUUUAUGUGCAAGUGAAAACUAGAUACUAUCUUGGCAGCGGGCAAUUUAUAACCAUAAGAUUUUACUUUCAUUUCCAUAGCAACGGUCUAGGAUGCACCUAUAUAUGUAUAUGAAUUGGAUUCUGAUUUUAGCUCUGCCUAUUGAGCCCCAGAAUGUCCCAUUCACUGGCACCAGCAUCCUCAUUCCAUUGAUGGACUGGCUAGCAGAAAUCUUCAUUUGCCUUCCCAACUCCUUAUAACAUGAAAAAGAACAUUGUAAGAAUAAAGAAAUCAGAUUUUAGACCUGAAAUUAUACUAAGAGUGUAAAAUUAGAUGUUCAGGGAUAUAAGCACAUCAGGAUGUUGCCACUGGCUGAGUUAGUGUCUGAAUUUAUAGCACACUGGUGAAUCCUUGCUUAAUGCUGGUGUGCUAUCUUUUCUGCACAGAGAAUAUUAUGCAUUUUACUUGCUAUUCAGUAAAAAGUGCAGACAACCCUAAAGGUUUCGGUAGGAUAGACCAAAUUCAUAAAUGGGUACACAAGAAUAAUAUUUACCUCACACUAUGUAACGUUGUUCUACAUUUUAGGGCUAAAUCGAUAACCUCUGAAAUCUCGACUCCUAUGAUAGAAGGCAGGAAUUCAUGUUCAAUUGGGAGUGUAUCUGCUGAGAAUCAGUGUGCCACUUUUAUACUGACUGAUCAGAAAAGAACUGCACUUGCAAAAGUCAUGUUUUGCUUGUAGGACUGGUAACCAAGUCUUGCAAGACUGCCUUCUGAGAAAAAAGCUCAGUUUUCAUUGGGCUAGAGAAGAGGGAAAAAAGUUUGGUGGUCUCCAGCACGGAUCAUGAAGGUCCAGGUCAUUGCAUGCCCCCCAGUUUCCUGUGUGAUGGCCACUGUGUCAAACUCCUUCAGUGUAAGCCAGUGAAGAGUGCAGAGCUAAAUGCAUCAAGGUGUUCAGCCUGUGAGGGAGUGCAGACAUGAGUACUGGUGGUAAGCUGUACAACAGGAUGAAAAAUGAAUGCAAUGAUUUCUUUGGACACAAGGUUGGACCCAAGCAAAUAGAACAAGACAGACAUUAUGCAGAAGAAGAGCACCUCCUUGUGUGCUUAUUGAGGUCGAAUAAUGACAGUCAGGAUGCCAGCACCUACAGCUAUUUAUAUAUUUUUAUUUGAGUGCAAUAAUGAGAUGUGUUGCUUCUGAUGCUGCUACAGACCAUGGAACAGCACCUUUUGUCAAAUGGCUUGCUCUCUUAGAGAGAAAAACCUAAUUCAUAACUUACGGAUCUCGAGUGGCUUAAAGAGAGCAGUGUGGAAGGUGAAUUUAGUCAAGUCACUCAUAUAAAUAAUCAAAGCAGCAACAUUGUUACGAAACAUGAUUGGGAACCCCCAGGUUUCUUUGAUGUCUCCAUAUGUUACAGGAACAAGGGAGCAUGUUUAUUUGCAAAGAAUUAGGCAUUCUCUGCAUUUUUUAGGUUUUAUUUUCCAUCUUGCUGUCAAGCUUUCUUCACAGUUCCUCAGCAUUUCUUCCGCUGGCCCAUUUUAAUUUCACAGUUUAGAUAACAGGGCUAGAAGCUAGAGAAAUUGCUACUCAAGUUCUUUCAUUUUUAAGAUACUCAAGAGUAGCUUUGAAAGGGCAGAAUCCUUCAAACUGUACCAUCUGAUAGGUGUCUAGCUGGCUUGAGCCACCUCUAAAGUAUUAACUGUGCCCUGUGCAAACAUUUGUCGCCAUGUCAAACCCUUCUAAAUAUCUUAUUCCCUCCUUUAUCUUUCUUAGAUUAUCACCUUGCACCAUUCUUGGCUGCAAUAGCUUAGGUUUAGAAGGGAGCAGAAGGCUUUUUCCAGCCCACUUGUGUUUUCCUUGCUUGGCUCACGUGCCCUGUUCCUGCUCUCCUGACAUUCCUGGGUCUCUAUGGAGGAUUGCUCUUGGGGUUCCUCUGGAGUGAGCCAGCAGGGGAAUGGGACAGCUUCUCACCUGGAAUAAAGUAGUGCUGUAGCAUUUGUGGUCAGUAACCAUAGCUGAACCGCACAGCUUUAUUUUGGCAGAAGAUUGAGUCUUCUCCAACACAGUAAAACUCAUGCACCUCUUUGAAUCCAAAUGCAUGUUAGCCUUGCAGUUUAAAUUUUUCUUUUUGCAGUGAGAGCUCAAAUUUUUGCUAAGAGGAAUUCAGAACUGUCCUACCCUGCACAUACCUUUGAGUGAGUGUGAUAUCGUGUACCAAAACUCAGAAGAGUUUACAAAAAAUGUUUACUGUAACUUUAGUUCCCCAUUAGAUUCAGUCAUGCAAUGGCUAUUUUUUUUUCCAUCCCUUUAAAAGCAUUCUUCCUCCUGACUGCAUUCCAAAGUAGGUGUGAGAUAACUCACUAAAUCACCAUCUAAUUUAUAACUUUGACAGUCAUUCUGUGAGUCAUGGCUUUAUUAUUACAGAAAUGCAACCCACAAACAUUUUUUUCCUUAAAGCUUCAGUUUGUUUGGUCCCAAAGAAAGCUUUGAUGCCAUGUUACCCAACAGACACUCAAGGACCAUGAUUCCACCCAGGGCUUCAUCUCAUGGACUCUAUGCCUGACUUUUUUUAAAAUUAUUGUUUAUUUAUUUUUAUUUGUCUCCUUUUCCUUAUAUUGCUUCAUCUUCCCCUUUCCCUUUUGUGUUGAUGUAGCUUUUGUGUGUGCUGUUCUGUUGCUUGCAGCCCAAGCUUUUAGGGUCACGUUGGAACUGAAGUGUCUCAACCCUAUCCCCAAGCUGUACUUUUUCUUUUAAACCACUGUUCAUGCAGUAUUCCAUAGAGUUAAAUGGCAUGAGCAUGACUACUAAGAGCCCAUUAGAAAUUGCUACCUCCUCCUUUCUUCCUCCAGUCAAAAACAAUGGUAUUUGUAACCGGAGACAGCCUUAUGCAACACACAAACAUCUCAAGUAUGGUAAAUGAUUUCCAAUUGUUCCAUGUGUCUAAGUAAUUCCUGGUCCCCCACUUCCGAUAUCUUUUGCAAUUUUUAUUAAAACAAUUGCUUACUUUUUUUCUACUAGUGCCUGGAUGUUUUUAUGUGAACUGCGGAUGCUUUUUCUAUCCUGAAAUUUUUGCAGCCUUGUUAAUGAUUUACAUGUAAGAAUACAUACUAAAAUUGGGGAUGGGACAUACCCCAAAGAGAAAAGUGUAUUUGUUCUAUACAAUCAGCAAAACUGGGUGAGUUGUUGCAUGGCAACAGCUUUCUGAUCUUCAAUAGUUUUUGGUUAGUGAAAACCUUUGAGCUUUGUUGAGCAAGUAUGAGUCAUGCCAUUGAGGUAUCAUUUUUAAGACCUUGGCUGAAUGUUUGCAGUCUGCCUGGAAGACUCUGGAGGAUCUCUGACGGGUCAGCUCCCAUUGCAGGCUUAGGUCUGAACCCAUGAACUGAAUUGAUAAGUAACACUGAAGUCCUUGCUGUAUCUGAGGCACCUGGAAGCAGUGCGUUUUUUUUUUAAUAGGUCUUCACAUCUCCUUGUUCAGUAUUUAAAAAAAAACAGAAGCAACUACAAUCACUAUUCAUUCUUAAGAUUGUUAGACCAUAUAUGCAUGCUCUCAUUCUCAAUAGAAAUUUGAUGCAUGUCAAUGCCACAUCUUUCUCCUGAUUUUUCAUCUCACACCACGUAUUGCUUUUUUUUCUUUGAGUUGUCCACUGCAGUUUAGAAAAGGUGUAUCAGAAAUCUUGUAAGGGUAGGCUCUUUUUCUUUCCAAUAUAAGAUGAGAUAGUUCUUUGGAGACUUGUGCCCUUACUCAGGCACCUGACCUGAACUGCUUUUGAAUAAUUCAUGGCUCUACCCAACAGUGUGAUGGCAGUAUCACUUUGAUAUGUUUCAGCAUCAUGUGCUAAGCUCCAUAUUUUACUGCUUGUGGUUAACCCAAUUGUUCCACGUGCCGAGCAGUUGUCAUCAAUCUUUCUGUCACAAUCUGCGUCUGUCAAAGUUUGGCCUUCAGAAAUGUCUGGAAGGAAAAUGGCAGUGGUCACAGUGUGGAAAGGCAGGAAAAAUAAAAGCCCUGUUGAAUGCAUGGGUGCUGCAGAAUGUAUAGCUAGUGCAUAUGGAACAGAGGGGAAAUCUGACUCUGGUAGCCUGAAUAGUAUUGCUGGAAGAGAAUUUGCAGCCUAUGCUUGCUGAGGAAAGUGAACAAAAUAGGCAACACUCAAAUGUAUAGAAAAAAGCUUUUUGACUGUUGAGAAGUCUCAUUUUGGAAACCAUUGACUAUUACAUAAGAGGUACCAUCCCUGCCAUUAUUCUGCCAAAAAAAUUAUUCAAGCAAAAGUUUACAUGAAGGAGUCUGUAAAGCAGAGGAAGGAAAACCUUCAGGAACAGAAUUAUCUUUUAUGGCCCAAAUAGGUGUUGGUGAUGAAUUCCUCUGGCUGCCUCAUUGAUAAGAUACUGAAAAGCCAGGGCAUUUUGUGAAGAAAUGUCAGCAUGAUGAGUGAAAACACGUCACCAAGUCUGCAGAUCCUGAAAUGAGAAAAUGCCAAAAGAAACAUGCAGGUUUUAUUUCCUCAGCUGUUAUCAUGAGAGAUCACAAUCCUGUUGAGCAGAAAAGCAAUGCUGCUUUUUAAAACAAGCCACAAAUUAAGUGAUCAGAGACAAGAGGUUUGAGUUGAUGUGUUGGUUUUUUUUUGCCUUUCUAAAGUGACUAAUUGACCCUUGGCAUUAUACACCUUUGGGAAUCUGGUGUGAUGCACAUACAUGGAGUCUGAUUUUUUUCAGAAGGUGUUGAGCACUUCCCCCUCUUCCACUGAAGCCAUACUUCAGGUUGUGUAAAAGCAACAGAAGGUCUGUGGGGAUUUCCUCUGAAGCUAGUAUGCAAACAGCAGUCGGAAGACUCCAACUCUUAAAAGUAUAGAGAACCUUAAAUAG
Messenger RNA from Meleagris gallopavo (turkey), 7187 nucleotides. The record is from RefSeq and is a predicted model, not a curated record. Lineage: Eukaryota; Metazoa; Chordata; Aves; Galliformes; Phasianidae.